AGACCAGCGAAGAAGAAGGGUGCUUACCCUUUGAAGCCAGGGGUACAAGGUUUUUUCAUCUCCUGCGAUGGCGGACGCGAAUUCCAAGCUUCUCAGGAAGCUGUUAACGUCAUUGAUUCCUUUUUUGAGGAGCUAGUGCAUGGGACUGGCCUGAAAGUAAAUUCUUCUGGGUUGCUUGAGAAACCAAUAAACAAAAAGGUUACGUUUUCCUACAGCGACGAUGAAGAUGAGGAUGAGGAUGAGGAUGAAGAUGAUGAGGGUAAUAAUGGCGAGGAAGAGGAAACCAAAGGGGAUGGGGAUAAGAAGGAAGUGACCGAAGGCGAAAAUAAUCAAGUGAAUGAGAAAGAAUUAGCAAGCGAAGGGUCAUGUGAGGUCAAAAAUUUGGCAGAAAAUGAUACCGAGAAGAAGGAAGAAGAUGAAGGGAAACAAGAGACCGUUGUCGAAGAACCUCCAAGAAAGAAGACAUGUGUGGAAGAAGCAAAUGCAUCAACAAAAGCAAACGGAAAUGCAGAGACGUCUAUUGAUAAGCUGAUUGAUGCUGAACUGAAAGAGCUCGGGGACAAGAGUAAGAGGAGAUUUACGAAGUUGGAUCCGGGUUGCAACGGUAUUGUCUUCAUCCAAAUGAAAAGGAGAGAUGGUGACCCAAGCCCCAAAGAUAUUGCACAGCAUGCAAUGACUUCUGCUGCUGCAACAAAAAAACAUAUGUCAAGGUUCAUCUUAAGACUUCUACCAAUUGAAGUGUCGUGUUAUCCAUCAGAGGAAGAAAUUUCAAGAGCCAUCAAGCCUCUCGUAGAACAGUAUUUUCCCAUUGAGACUGAUAACCCCCGCAAGUUUGCUGUGUUGUAUGGAGCGCGUGCAAACACGGGGCUUGAUAGGAUGAAGAUAAUAAACACAGUGGCAAAAUCUAUACCUGCCCCUCACAAAGUUGAUUUGAGCAAUCCGGAUAUGUCGAUCGUGGUGGAAAUUGUCAAGACGGUAUGCUUAAUUGGGGUGGUAGAGAAGUACAAGGAGCUGGCAAAGUACAAUCUCAGGCAGCUCACGUCGACCUAG
This is a messenger RNA of Thlaspi arvense, 1050 nucleotides long. Lineage: Eukaryota; Viridiplantae; Streptophyta; Magnoliopsida; Brassicales; Brassicaceae. The record is from the annotation of a GenBank genome assembly.